CAUACGAGCCCCCACUUUUUAACGCUAUUCCCGCGGAGUUGCUGGAUCAGCGGCUGGCGGCGGCGGGCGGCGUCCCCUCACCAGGCGAGGGCGGGACGACGAUGAGUGAGCAAAAGGCGUGCGAACUCCCGAAGCGGCGCAGGCCUCGUGCUGUUGGCUGGCACCGGGCCGCGGCUGCUACUCAGGCGCCGUCCUCCCGCCGUUGUUGCCGGCCCGCCUUGCUUUGCUGCAAGACGCCGGGCUCCAGACGCGAGGCACGAGGCGCGCUCAUGAGCGCCUUUCUGCCGGCGCUUGGCUUGAUCCACCGCCAGCCCGGAAGCGACCCGGCUCCGUAGAAUGGGGCAGGCAUGAGCCGCUAUGGUGAGGAGGACCGGCUCAAAAUGUCUUUCAAGAAGGAGACACCAUUGGCAAAUGCUGCAUUUUGGGCUGCGAGGAAAGGAAACUUGGCCCUCCUUCAGCUAUUGUUGAAUAGUGGGCGUGUCGACGUGGACUGCAAAGACAGUCUUGGUUCAACAGCUCUUAUGGUAGCAUCGUACUAUGGCCACAAAGACUGUGUGCGAGAAUUAGUGCUACAAGGAGCGGACAUUAAUCUUCAGCGAGAGUCUGGUGCUACUGCUCUGUUCUUUGCUGCACAACAAGGCCACAAUGAUAUUGUGAAGUUUCUCUUUGAGUAUGGCGCCUCCACAGAGUUCAAAACCAAAGACGGAGGCACUGCUUUAUUAGCUGCUUGCCAGUAUGGGCACAUGAAAGUAGUGGAAACUUUACUGAAACAUGGGGCCAACAUCCAUGAUCAGCUUUAUGAUGGAGCUACUGCCCUUUUUCUAGCUGCUCAAGGAGGCUAUCUGGAUUUAAUUCGGUUAUUAUUGUCAUCAGGCGCAAAGGUCAACCAGCCAAGGCAGGAUGGGACAGCUCCGUUAUGGAUAGCCUCUCAGAUGGGUCACAGUGAUGUAGUACGAGUAAUGCUGCUCCGAGGAGCAGACCGAGAUGCUACAAGAAAUGAUGGCACAACUGCUUUACUUAAAGCUGCAAACAAAGGAUAUAGUGAUGUUAUAGAGGAAUUACUGAAAUUUUCACCCUCACUUGACUUAUUGAAAAAUGGGACAUCGGCUCUUCAUGAAGCAGUUGUUGGUGGCAGUGUAAAAGUUGUAGCAUUACUCUUGGAAGCAGGAGCAGAUCCAUUCCUUAGAAACAAGAAGAAUGAACUGCCUUCAGACCUGACAAAAAAUGAGCGGAUCCUACAGCUCCUGCAAUCAAAAGGGAAACAGAGAAAGACCUAAUACGCCUUUCUAUCUUGACAGAGAGCUGAAGAGCCCUCCAUAGUGGCCCUGAAGGCUAGUAUUCUGCAGAAUUGGAAUUGUUUUGCUGAGACUCAAGCAUGUCCUGGUUCCUUCUUUGUGAACCCCGUCAGAAUACUUCAUGGAGUGGCACUGCAAAGGUUUUACACCACUAAGCUCAUCAGGGUUUUUUUGUUACUAGCUUCAGUGCGGAAAAGAUCGGGUCUUCUAUGAGUACGUAGCUUUCCUCAAUAACUGCCUUUACUGCAGCAGAGAAGUGCCCUUCUUGGCUGUAGUGUUCUCUGUUCCUUGAUGCAAACCUCCUGAUAUUUCUAAAACGUUGCACAAUCCUUUCCAGCUAUGUUGUGGAUAUCAGAAGCUCUAAACAUUUAUGUUUUUUUUUCUUUUAAAAAACACACACACAGUGCUGUCUAUGGCUAGUUUGGUGUGAAUUACUCUUGUGCCCUGCAGGUGGUUUGGUCUCUGGUAACACUUCGGGCCUCCUUGUAGCAACUACUCUGACUGCCUUUUUUUGCACAUUGAUAUCAUAAAGGUUUGCAAUAAAAAGUGGGGUAAACUGUUAACUUGCAGCACUUCCUUAUAGGCUAGCCACUUACACAUCACUUUAGAAAAGGGAGAGCACAAGAAGACACUUGCAUAUAUUAUAUUAUGUAUCUAUAGGUAUAAAUUUUGAAACUGUUACUGUAAUUUCAAUAGAAAUACAAUACCUCUUGCCAUGGGGACAGUGACAAACAAGGUGACUUGUGUGUACCUGUUCAGCCUGCUGUCCUGGUGCUAAAUGCUGGUGGGCACCUUCAAGGCCUUUGCUGUCCUGUCCCUUUAAAUUGGACUUCAUUUUUGAACAAAGGAUGCCUACAAACAGAGGACCAUCCUUAGUAAAGUUGAACACCUGGCCACCUGAUGUCCUUGCUAAGUCACCUCACUGCUGCAGUAUUGUCAUCAUAAAGUGAUGAUAUAUGUACUAGUAUUCUCUAAUGCUGAGAUCUCAUUUAUAAAUUAUUUCUUAUGCCUUGUGGUUAUCUCUUUGCAGAUUGCUCAUUAUCAUACCAAUUUAUCAAGGCUUUCCACAUACCAUACUUAUUUAAGUUUAGGUAUUAUACACUGUUCUUCGGAGUAUUUAUUUAGAGCAGUUUAUAUCCAGGAACAACAAUGUGUGGUUUAGCCAUGAGUCACUUUUAGUUGGGAUUAUAAUGUUUGGAUUUAAUCCUCAUUAUUUAAAAUUAUUCCAAGUUUUCAGGAUUAGGAUUGUUCUUUUCAAGCACUGGCUGCUGAGAAAAGAAAAAGUGAACUACUAGAAUGGAAUAAAGUUGUGUGUGCCAUCUCUGUUGAUACCUGCAGGACAUCCUAAGAACAAAGUGGAUACUACUUUUUUUAAAAAAAUAGAAAGCUGCAGUCAAUUAAGUAGAUUCUUUUUGGAUUAAAUCAUCAAGGUUUGGAAAAAUUAUUAGAAUUUCCAGAAUCCCCUAGCCAGCAUGGGAGUGUAGGAGUUGUAUUCCAAAAAAGUAACUUUUCUAGGCUAACCUGUUUUCUUUCCACUUGUGGCGAGUCAUGUGCUUCCUGAAAGCCCAAGAGCAUUGCUGGAAGACAACAGUAAGUUCUCAUUGUCCCCACUGACACUACUACUUAGGUUCUGCUUAGCAGUAACCACCAAGAACCAUUGAAAGCCCUGUUUCCCAUGAAUCUAUCUCUCUUCUCAAAGCUGCAUCAGUGGCCAUACUGUGUCUUGUAACAAUGAUAAUUAUGUAAAUAAAUAUUUAAUUAUAUCUGUCCUGAAUCUAUUGUCCAUCCAUCCAUUUCAGUGGGUGAAAUGGAGUUCUUGUGUUUUGAUAGACAACAUAACCACCCUAAUACACAAACCUCAUUUCCUCAUAUAGAACUGUGCCAGUCCUUUGAUCAUUUUUGCUCAACUUUCCCAGCUCUAUGUGGGAUGAUCAGAACUUUACAGUGUUCCAAAUGUGGUUGUAUGUAGAUUUACCAACAAGGAAAAAAAAUACAACAGCAGAAGUUUAAUUUUGUACUUCUGUAAUGAUUUCUA
This is a messenger RNA of Pogona vitticeps (central bearded dragon), 3330 nucleotides long. It is a transcript of the gene ANKRD29, whose product is annotated as ankyrin repeat domain 29. Lineage: Eukaryota; Metazoa; Chordata; Lepidosauria; Squamata; Agamidae. Gene Ontology annotation, molecular function: protein binding. The record is from RefSeq and is a predicted model, not a curated record.